Molecule: messenger RNA, 1011 nt
Organism: Rhineura floridana
Lineage: Eukaryota; Metazoa; Chordata; Lepidosauria; Squamata; Rhineuridae
Product: vomeronasal type-2 receptor 26-like
Exons: 2
Coding region: 37-1011 (324 amino acids)
Biological process (GO): G protein-coupled receptor signaling pathway
Cellular component (GO): membrane
Molecular function (GO): G protein-coupled receptor activity
Source: RefSeq, a predicted model, not a curated record
UGUAAUGACAAUUGUCAUCAGGGUUAUAGGAGGGUCAUGAAGGAAGGGUGGCCAUUUUGCUGCUAUGAUUGUUUUCCUUGUCCAGAAGGGAAGAUCUCAAACAAGUCAGACAUGGAUGACUGUAUGCAAUGUCAAGAAGAUCAAUAUCCAAACCAUGGCCAGUAUUUAUGCUUUCCAAAAGAGAUAAGCUUCUUGUCUUAUGAAGAACCUUUGGGGAUCACUUUGGCCAUUUUUGCUCUUUUCUUCUCUUUCCUCACAGUUUUGGUGCUUGGAGUCUUCAUUAAGCACAAGGACACUCCCCUCAUCAAAGCUAACAACAGAAGCCUCACCUACACUCUCCUUGUCUCCCUCCUGCUCUGCUUUCUUUGUGUAUUCCUGUUCAUCGGCCAACCUGAAAAGAUAUCAUGCCUCUUUCGCCAAACUGCUUUUGGCAUCAUCUUCUCAGCAGCUGUUUCUUGUGUGCUUGCCAAAACCAUCACUGUGAUUGUUGCUUUCAUGGCUACCAAGUCUGGGUCCGGAAUGCGGAAAAGGGUGGGGAAAAGACUGGCCAUUUCUAUUAUCCUAUCCUGCUCCCUUAUUCAAACCAGUAUUUGCACUGUGUGGCUGGCAAUCUUUCCCCCAUUCCCAGACUUUGGCAUGCACUCAAUGAAUGCAGAAAUUGUUCUAGAAUGUAAUGAAGGUUCAGAUAUCAUGUUUUAUAGUGUCUUGGGCUUCAUGGGUGUCCUUGCCAUUGUCAGCUUCACUGUGGCUUUCCUUGCCAAGAAGUUACCAAACAAUUUUAAUGAAGCCAAGUUUAUUACCUUCAGUAUGCUUUUGUUUUGCAGUGUUUGGCUGUCCUUUGUUCCCACCUACCAGAGCACUCAGGGGAAAUACAUGGUGGCUGUGGAGAUCUUUUCUAUCUUAGCAUCCAGUGCUGGGUUAUUGAUUUGUAUAUUUUUCCCUAAAUGCUACAUCAUUGUGUUGAGGCCUGAGUUGAACACCAGAGGGCAGCUGAGAAGGAGAAAUGAUUAA